UGGAAACAUCACUUUAUACUACAGUGUUGAACAAGAUACAAACAAAAUAUUGAAAUUCUUGUUCUCAUCGUGGGUUAUUGUUUAGAUGUGUCUAGAAAGCGACCUGAAUCUUGCUUGCAACUCAAUGCAGUCGAUCAGAUCAGUCCAAGCUUUCAUAGUUGAGGUUUUCAGUUUCCAUAAUCCACUCACCCAUUAACAAAAAAGAUUUAUCCACCACACUUUAGCUAGCUACCACACUUUUAACUCAAGUUUUCUAAAAUUGUUGGAAAGAUUGUCUAGUUGUUGAACCAAAAUUAAGCCUCCAAAGUAUAUUUCUACAGCAGAGUUGCUCAUACGGCUUGAACAUUUGCUGAAAGUGUGCUGGAGUUAAGGUACUGCAGACCGGAGAAGGAUGAGGAAGAUUGUUCAUGAGACUUGAGUAUGCGUUGAAUGUGCCGAAAAUACUGUGUUGGAAAGAUCAGCAGAGUUUCAAUGAACGCUUGAACAUUUGCUGAAAGUGCUGGAGAUAAGAUGGCGAGUUUUCUAACUGAUUUGGCGAAGACCUAUGUGGAGAAAUUGAUAAAUGGGGUGAUCGCAGAGUCAAGUUAUAUAUGUUGCUUCACGUGCAUUGCUAAUGAUUUUGAAGAAGAAAGAUCUAGAUUGGAAACAGAAAACACAACUGUCAAGCAACGUGUUGAUGUGGCAACCAGUAGAGGAGAAGUUAUUCAAGCUAAUGCUCUUUUUUGGGAAAAAGAAGCUGAUGAGCUCAUUCAAGAAGACACCAAAACAAAACAAAAAUGUCUUUUUGGAUUUUGUCCUCAUAUCAUAUGGCGAUAUAAAAAGGGAAAGGAACUGACAAAUAAGAAGGAGCAAAUUAAAAGAUUGAUUGAAAAUGGAAAGGAUCUUGUAAUUGGACUCCCUGCUCCUCUUCCAGAUGUUGAACGUUAUUCAUCCAGAGACUAUAUUUCUUUUGAAAGUAGAAAAUCCAAAUACAAAGAGCUUUUUGAUGCUCUGAAAGAUGACAACAGUUAUAUAACCGGGUUGCAAGGGAUGGGGGGCACAGGAAAAACUACAUUGGCCAAAAAAGUGGGGAAGGAACUUAAGCAAUGCAAACAAUUUACUAACGUCAUCGAUACAACAGUGUCAUUGUCUCCUGAUAUCAGAAAGAUUCAAGAUGAUAUCGCUGGACCCUUGGGAUUGAAAUUUGACGACUGUAGUGAAUCAGACCGACCCAAAAAACUAUGGAGCAGAUUAACCAAUGAAGGUAAGAUUGAUCAGAACGAGGAAAAGAAGAUUCUUCUAAUAUUUGAUGAUGUGUGGGAUGAUAUCGAUUUUGAUAAAAUAGGGAUUCCUGACAAUCACAAAGACUGUAGAAUUCUUGUAACCACACGCAGUCUCUCUGUCUGCCACAGAUUAGGAUGCAAUAAGAAAAUCCAACUGGAGGUCUUAUCUGAUGAAGAAGCAUGGACCAUGUUCCAAACGCAUGCUGGUCUAAAAGAAAUGUCACCUACAAGUUUGCUCGACAAGGGCCGUAAAAUUGCAAAUGAAUGCAAAGGAUUACCAGUUGCAAUUGCUGUUAUCGCCAGUAGUUUGAAGGGCAUACAAAAUCCGAAAGUGUGGGAUGGGGCCUUAAAAUCCUUGCAGAAACCCAUGCCCGGUGAUGAGGAAGUUGUUAAAAUUUAUAAAUGCUUGGAUGUUAGCUAUGAUAAUAUGAAGAAUGAGAAUGCCAUGAGACUAUUCCUCUUGUGUUCUGUAUUUCGAGAAGAUGAAAAAAUUUCUAUCGAAAGGUUAACCAGACUUGGCAUCGGAGGAGGCCUUUUUGGGGACGAUUUUGACAGCUAUGAUGAUGCUCGAAACCAAGUUGUUAUAUCCACAACUAAACUCGUAGAAUUUUCUUUAUUGUUGGAGGCCGAUCGAGAUCAAAGCAUCCUGAUAAUGCAUGACUUGGUUCGUGAUGCAGCCCAAUGGACGAGCAGAGAGUUUCAAAGAGUAAAGUUAUAUCAUAAAUAUCAAAAAGCAAGUGUUGAAAAGAAGAUGAAUAUUAAAUAUUUGUUAUGUGAAGGCAAGCCUAAGGAUGUGUUUUCAUUUAAGCUUGAUGGUUCCAAGCUUGAGAUUCUAAUUGUCAUUAUGCAUAAGGAUGAAGAUUGUCAGAAUGUGAAAAUCGAAGUCCCGAACUCAUUUUUUGAAAAUAUUACGGGCCUUCGAGUUUUUCAUCUAAUAUAUGACCAGUAUCCUACUAUACCUCUAUCAUUACCUCACUCAGUUCAAUCGAUGAAAAAUAUUCGAUCUCUUCUCUUUGAGCGUGUCAAUUUGGGUGACAUCUCUAUUUUGGGAAACCUGCAAAGCCUUGAGACUCUUGAUUUGGAUGAUUGUAAAAUUGAUGAAUUGCCUCAUGGAAUUGCAAAACUAGAGAAAUUUCGAUUGUUGAAAUUGGAAAGUUGUGAAAUUGCAAGGAAUAAUCCUUUUGAAGUGAUUGAAGGAUGCUCAUCACUUGAAGAGUUGUAUUUCACAGAUAGCUUUAAUGAUUGUUGCAAAGAAAUAACUUUCCCUAAACUACGAAGGUUUAAUAUUGAUGAAUAUUCGAGUUCAGAGGACGAAUCAUCAUCAAAGUGUGUGUCUAUUGUAUUCGAAGAUAAGUUUUUCCUAACUGAAACAACACUCAAGUAUUGCAUGCAAGAAGCAGAGGUUCUUAGACUAAGAAGAAUCGAGGGGGAAUGGAAAAACAUCAUACCUGAGAUUGUUCCCAUGGAUCAAGGUAUGAAUGAUAUAGUUGAGCUUCGUUUGGGAUCCAUUUCACAAUUACAGUGCCUCAUUGAUACUAAGCACACUGAAUCUCAAGUGUCAAAAGUCUUCUCCAAGUUGGUUGUACUAAAACUUUGGAACCAACAUAAUUUGGAAGAAUUGUUCAAUGGUCCUCUUUCCUUUGACUCUCUGAACUUUUUAGAGAAGUUGUCCAUCCAAGAUUGUAAACAUUUGAAAAGCUUAUUUAAGUGCAAACUAAACCUAUUCAAUCUAAAGAGAUUGUCAUUGAAAGGAUGCCCGAUGUUGAUCUCCCUAUUUCAACUGUCAACUGUUGUUAGCCUAGUGUUGUUGGAGAGAUUGAAAAUAAAGGAUUGUGAGGGUCUUGAAAACAUAAUAAUAGGUGAAAGAAAAGGGAAGGAAUCAAGAGGUGAAAUUAUUAAUGAUAAUGAAAGCACAAGUCAAGGCUCAAUAUUUCAGAAACUGGAGGUUCUUAGUAUUGAGAAAUGUCCGGCACUUGAAUUUGUACUUCCGUUUCUCUAUGCUCAUGAUUUUCCAGCACUAGAAUCCAUCACAAUUGAAAGUUGUGAUAAUCUGAAAUACAUAUUUGGCAAAGAUGUCCAGCUUGGUUCCCUCAAAACAAUGGAGCUUCAUGACAUACCAAAUUUCAUCGACAUUUUCCCAAAAUGUAAUCGUACCAUGACUUCAUCCAUUAAGAGGUCAUCUUCCAUUUCUGGAGAUGCUUCCAAGCCACAAGAACAAUCAGAGCCAAUCAAAUGCAAUAUGUUUUCAUGGACUGAUAUAUAUUGUUGUGGUAAAAUAUAUGGGCACAGAUUAAGGAGUACCACAUUGGUUUCUAAGGAUCAACCGCAGGACAAUUUAAUGAAAUCAACAUUUCCACCUUUGAAAGAACUUGAACUCAAUAACUGCGGGGACGGUAAAAUCAUCAAGGAAUUGAGUGGGAAUGUGGAUAAUUUUCUCGCUUUGGAGAGACUCAUGGUAACGAAUAACUCCAAAGUAGAAAGUAUCUUUUGUCUGAAUGAAAUAAAUGAACAGCAAAUGAACUUAGCUUUGGAAGACAUUGAUUUGGAUGUUCUGCCUAUGAUGACAUGCCUUUUUGUGGGUCCCAACAAUUCGUUCUCCCUCCAAAACCUUACAAGAAUAAAAAUCAAGGGAUGUGAAAAGUUGAAAAUUGUUUUCACCACUUCUGUAAUAAGGUGUCUACCACAGUUGUAUUAUAUGAGAAUUGAAGAGUGCAAUGAGUUGAAGCAUAUUAUUGAAGAUGAUUUGGAGAAUACAACAAAGACAUGCUUCCCAAAUCUAAAAAGAAUUGUUGUAAUAAAGUGCAACAAGUUGAAAUAUGUCUUUUCAAUUUCCAUAUAUAAAGACCUUCCUGCGCUAUAUCAUAUGAGAAUUGAAGAAUGCAAUGAGUUGAGGCAUAUUAUUGAAGAUGAUUUGGAGAAUAAAAAAUCCUCAAAUUUUAUGUCCACAACAAAGACAUGCUUCCCAAAGCUAAGAAUACUUGUUGUGGAAAAGUGCAACAAGUUGAAAUAUGUGUUUCCAAUCUCCAUAUCUAAAGAGCUUCCUGAGCUAAAGGUUCUGAUCAUAAGAGAAGCAGAUGAGUUAGAGGAAAUAUUUGUAAGUGAAUUUGAUGAUCACAAAGUGGAGAUUCCAAAUCUAAAACUUGUAAUAUUUGAAAAUCUACCAAGCCUCUAUCAUGCUCAGGGAAUUCAAUUUCAAGUUGUAAAACAUCGUUUCAUACUGAAUUGUCAAAAACUAUCUCUGGCUUCAGAGUCAACACCAGACUUCGAAAAUGAUAUUUCUGCUUCAGAUUUUGGCUACGAUUUUGAAUUGUUUGACUAUUGGAAGACUCUGUUUCAACAAUUACAAAGAGAGACCAAAGGCCACGAUAGUGGUAAUGAAAAUCCUAGUCCACAAACCACGAAAGAUUUUGUGGUUGGGAUUGAAGUUCAAACAGCAUCGGAACACAAGUUGACUUCUCCACAGAUAAAAAUGAAAGAAACACCACAGACGGAGAAUGAACUUAUUGAAAAUGCUCCUGAUUUAGAAAUACCAACAAACUUAAAAGAGUUGAUGAAUGAACGAUCAAUGGACCAACAACGUUCACUUGGAGAAACUGAUACUGCCGUCAAACCUUCUCAGGGUAUCGAAAUAAGUGCUGAAGAAGGAACCACGUCAGCUAAUGCCAAGACAAUAACAACAUCAUUAGGUCCAUUAUCUACUUCUAAGCAUAAAACAUCUUCACAGGAAUAUGGUGGCGGCGAAAUGGCCAUAUCUUCUCCAAUUUCCAUAACAAGGCCUCUUACCACUCAAGAAGUUCAUGUUAAUAACUUGCAGGAAACUAGUAACACUAAUGAUGAUCAAGUUUCUCUAAAUGAGGAUGCUGUCGUAAAAGUAACCUCAAUUGUUGAGGAACAAUUUUCUAAGGAUGUUGAAUUUGAAGUUCUAGAAUCGAAGCCUGCCCUUAUCAUUCCUUCGCCUCAAGCAUUUCAAUCUCCUUCGAUGCUAUCCGGAGGGGACCCUUCUCAACUAGAUGAAGAAUUAGAAGAUCUUGAACCCCGGGGUUUGCAUAUUUUACGCAUUGAAGAAAUGGAACAAACACUAGAGACAAAGCAUGAAUUUGUUGAAAAUGUUCCUCAACAAGAGAUGCCAUCAGUAGCAAUAAUACCAACAAAUUCAAAAGAGUUGAUGAAUGAACAAGAAAUGGAGCAAAAACGUCUACGUGGAGAAAUUGAUGCUACCGUCAAACCUUCUCAAGAAAAUAAUGUUAGCGAAAUAAGUGUUGAAGAAGGAACUACAUCAGCUAAUGCCAAGACAAAAACAUCUUCACAGGAAGAAGGUGACAACCAAAGAGCAAUAGCUUAUACUCCAAUUGACAUAACAAAGCCUGUAACCACUCAAGAUGUUGAUGUUGAAAUCUGGCAGGAAACUAGUAACACUAAUGAUGAUCAAGUUUCUCUAAAUGAUGAUAAUGUCAUGAAAGCAAGCUCAAAUACUGAGGAUCAGUUUUCAAAGGAUGAUAACAUAUUAGUUUCCAAAUCAAGACCCUCUUCUAUUGCAUCUCAGUUUCCUUCAAAGCCUUCUGAAGGGGACCCUUCUCAAAUAGAUGAAGAUUUAAGUUCUUCUUUUGUUGUCACCGGGGAGCUUGAGAAUCUAGUCUCCAAUAAUCAUUUGGCUAUUGAGAAAUUGUCUUUGUUGACUGACUUCCUUGUUAAGCAUCCUUCAGUUCUUCUAAGGGACACUUCAUUGAGUAGCAGAUACAAGGGUUAUGCCUACAACAGCCUAGCAGAGCUAUUGAAAUUCCUUCAAACUCAUAGUGUGUUGGAUGUGUUAGGUUCAAGCAACUCUGAAUUUGUUGAGUUAUUACAAGAUGUGCGUAGAUUUCCGUUUGAUAAGGAGUGGUUGGAUGAUGUUGAAAUGCGCGCUUUGUUUCCUGAUUUACAAUUCUCUCAAAAUGCAUUGCAAAAACUAUUGGAUUCCGAGCAGCGUGUCACGAAAGAAGUUGAAGAGAUGCGUUUAAAGAUAAACAUUUUUAAUCAACAUCUUGAAGAUCUUAAGCAUCAAUUGACAUCCUCUGAAGCUGAUUUGGAGACUAUCAUUCAACAGAAAGCAAAAAUUUUAGAAACUAAGGCUGCUUUAAGUGCCCCUCUCGGCUAUUAAACUAUCGUUUGUUCUUGGAUUGGAGCUUUUUAUCAUUAAAUAUUGUUUAUUUCUUUGCUAUUUUCUGCUUUUCUCAUUUGAAAUGAGCUACUAUGCGUAUUUUUAAAUUGUUAUCGAUUAUUAUUGUUGUAUCAAACAAAGGAAACACCAAAUUAAGAAUAUUGGAAUCGCAUAAUGUUGAAGUGGAGCUAUGAUUCUUAAUUACAACAACCAUUAAUAUACUUACAACAA
Messenger RNA from Medicago truncatula (barrel medic), 6630 nucleotides. RefSeq lists its product as uncharacterized. The coding region runs from base 511 to 6399 and encodes 1962 amino acids. The transcript has 20 exons. Gene Ontology annotation, molecular function: ADP binding. The record is from RefSeq and is a predicted model, not a curated record. Lineage: Eukaryota; Viridiplantae; Streptophyta; Magnoliopsida; Fabales; Fabaceae.